This is a messenger RNA of Paramecium tetraurelia, 357 nucleotides long. RefSeq lists its product as uncharacterized. NCBI's taxonomy places the organism in Eukaryota, Ciliophora, Oligohymenophorea, Peniculida, Parameciidae. The record is from RefSeq and is a predicted model, not a curated record. Gene Ontology annotation, molecular function: protein binding. The transcript is spliced from 4 exons.
AUGCUUGAUGUAUAUUAAGAAGCAAUUGAAUGUUACAAUGAAGCAAUAUCUAUUAACCCAAAAUAUGCUUAAGCUUGGAAUAAAAAGGGUAACACAUUAAGUGAUUUGAAAUAAUAUGAAGAAGCAAUUGAAUGUUACAAUAAAGCAAUAUCCUUUAACCAUAAAUAUGUUGAUGCAUUUUGUAAUAAGGGUUUUGCAUUAGGAAAUUUGAAUUAAUAUGAAGAAGCAAUUGUAUUAACCCUAAAGAUGUUGAUGCAUGGUGUGGCAAGGGUAAUGCAUUAUCAAUUAAUUUUAGCGAUGCAGAAAGAUCAAAAGGUGGCAUAACAAUUUUUUACCUUUAUUUAAGAUCAAUAAUGA